This is a messenger RNA of Colletotrichum navitas, 1724 nucleotides long. RefSeq names its product cytochrome P450. Gene Ontology annotation, molecular function: oxidoreductase activity, acting on paired donors, with incorporation or reduction of molecular oxygen; monooxygenase activity; heme binding. The coding region runs from base 60 to 1598 and encodes 512 amino acids. The record is from RefSeq and is a predicted model, not a curated record. The transcript is spliced from 7 exons. Lineage: Eukaryota; Fungi; Ascomycota; Sordariomycetes; Glomerellales; Glomerellaceae.
UUCAAAUACCAAGACUCAAUCCUACCCAAAUCACCCAUCUGGAUCGACAAAGAACCGUCAUGACGACUGCGACUCACCCCUUACCCGGAGCCGGCGGCGCCUUGGACAUUCAGACCUUGAGUCAAUGGCCCGGGGCCGCGCUUGGCCUUGCCUUCGUUGUCCUUGCCCUGCUGAUGCAGCGCUGGUUGACUAGCGACCCCUUAGCUAAUGUGCCCGUCAUGGGAAAGGGAGGAAAAUGGGCCCGUAGGAAGGAGUUCUUCCUAGGCAAGGGCCCAGACUUCUACAAGGAAGGCUACAAGCAGUUCAAGGACAGUAUCUUUCGUGUCACAGAGGAUAAGGAUGACGAUGUCGUCUACGUUCCCCCAAAGUACAUGACUGAACUCGCAAAAGCUUCCAACAGUGGUUUCGACUUGGAAGAGUACUUGGACGAGCACUUUCAAGUCAAGUACACGAAAUCUGAACACUUUCACGGCCACAUGAUCAAUGCAGUCAAGACAAAGUUAACACCGUCUUUAAGCCAGCUAAACCCAACCAUCUUGGACGAGGUUAAUGAGGCGAUGCGCCUUGAACUGCCCCAGUCUGACAGAUGGACUGAGAUCAACAUUUCCCCCAAGCUCUUCCGUGUUAUCGCCAUGAUCUCUGGCCGGAUCUUUGUUGGCCCGGAGCUCUGUCGUGACGAGAGAUAUCUCGACGCUGCUAUCAACUAUACGAUUGACAUCGGGACCGCCGCGUACGGCGUCACCCAGGUGCCCGAGUUUCUACGCCCAUUUAUAGCCCGCUGGUUACCAACAACAAAGAGUUUCCACCAGCGCAUCGCCGAUGCCGAGGCUGUCUUCCGCCCUUUGAUUAGCGCCCGCAAGGAGGCCGCAAAAGAACCUAACUACCAGGCACCUAACGAUCUACUGCAGUGGAUGAUUGACGGCAAGGGUAAGUACAGCAACCCCGACGUCGCCACCCUCACUAAGGGCCAGCUCGCGGCCACCUUUGCUGCUAUCCAUACCACUACCCUAUCAGCACUUAACGCUUUGUACUGGCUCGCGGCAAAGCCUGAAAUGGCAGUUAUGCUACGUGAUGACAUCCAACAGGCGUUGUUAGAGUCUGGGGGGUUGUUUACAAGUUUAGCUUUGCAAAACAUGGGGAAACUUGAUAGCUUUCUAAAAGAGAGUAUGAGAAUGAACCCAAUUAGUGCUGCGAGCGUCCAGCGCAAGACCACCAAGACUGUAAAGCUUCCUAACGGCCAGACCAUACCCAAGGGCAGGUUCGUCGGAGUCUCGCUCGUUGGCCUUAACAGCGACCCAGACAUCUUCCCGGACCCACACGUCUUCGACCCCCUCCGCUUCUACAAGCUCCGUGAGGCCAAGGACCCUCAGGCCCACCUUGUCAGCGUCAGCCCCACGAACCUGGCGUUUGGGUUUGGCAGGCACGCCUGCCCUGGCCGCUUCUUUGCUGCCAACGAGAUCAAGAUGAUCGUGGCCAAUCUGGUGUUGAACUACGACGUCUGCCUUCCGGAUGGCGUAACAGAGAGGUACAAGAACCUGGUCCAAGGCCUGACUUUUAUACCAGACCCCGAAAAAACUAUUAUGAUGAGAAAGGUAUAGUGUAAAUUGGCUAGAAGCCUAGUAUAUACACUACCUAUAUAGAGUAGCUACUGUUUUCCUCCUGUGAAGCUAGUAUAGCUGUAGAUAGCUUAUACUAAAUGUAUGUUGAAGUGCGUGGAUACGGCG